This is a messenger RNA of Menidia menidia (Atlantic silverside), 2749 nucleotides long. The record is from the annotation of a GenBank genome assembly. Lineage: Eukaryota; Metazoa; Chordata; Actinopteri; Atheriniformes; Atherinopsidae.
UGCUGAGUCCACCUCACCACCAGAGUCCUCUGUUGUCCGACUGAAGCCGCGGCAAUGAAACGUAACGUGACUCCUCUGUUUGUCUCUGCAGCCCUGCCUCGUCUUAAAGGCCCGCUACCGCUUUAACCUAAAAAACUGCCGCGGAAGCUAGCCUGAGCCAGCACUUUGCUCUGGGCUGCUUUAUCAAAAACAGUAAAGGCUAUUCGAGAGCCGACACUGGGCUUGGCGCUUUUACGGAAAAAGUCCCGGCGCAUUCGGCAUGCCUCUCCACAGCAUUUGGCCCCUGUGUUGGAUGUUUGGUUGUGUCUAAACUAAAGUGGGCACAAUGGGCAACGAGGACAGCCUUGAAGAUGUGUUUGUUGCAGUCAUUCGUCCAAAGCAUCAAGUCAGCCUGAGCUCGAAGGAAUACAGAGCUAAAGCCUAUGAGGUUCUGCUGAAAGAAGUGCCUAUAGAGGGGAAAGAGAAGAAGAGAAAGAAAGUCCUUCUGACGACAAAGCUGAGAGCAGGAGACAAAUCCAAAUCCAUAUUGGAUUAUGUUGACGAAAUUAUGAAACCUAUCUCCAACAACCAAGGCUUCAGCGGAAAGCGUGUGGUGCACAUGAAGAAAUUUGCUCUUGAUAUUGACAACGAAGGGAAAGAGGUCUCUCUCUAUGUUGUGCCAGUCGGUGUAAAAGACAACAGCAAACCCAUCCACCACCCUGGGAGCCCCAGCUUUUCCUGCUUCCAGGACAUCAUGCGUGUGUGCAGUGAAACUAGCCCUCACUUCUGCUCCGUCACAGCCAAGAUGCUCCUGGCCUUAGACAAAUGGUUGGCAGAGCAGCACACCGUGCCGCAUGCCAUUCCCGCUCUGUUCAGGCCGGCUCCCGUAGAGCGGGUGAAAACUAACGUGAGCAACCCAGCUUACAACAGCGAGGGGAAACUGUGUGAUGAGGGUCUACACAUGGGCUACACUGCUUUGGAGAUUAAGAGUAAGAUGAAAUCUCUGGAGAAGGCGGACAUGUGCAUCCUGAAUCCACUCUACGGCUCCGAUCUGCAGUACACCAACCGAGUGGAUAAAGUUAUAAUCAACCCGUACUUUGGGCUUGGAGCACCAGACUAUUCCAAAAUCCAAAUACCAAAGAGGGAGAAAUGGCAACAUGGAUCUAACUGCGUUGCAGAAGACAAAGAGCAUCAGUGGGUGGAGGACUUCCCCCUCCAUCGCAGCGCCUGUGAGGGAGACACAGAGCUGCUCUCUAAGCUUCUGGACAGUGGUUUUUCGGUCAAACAGCUGGACAGUGAUCACUGGGCUCCCAUACACUAUGCCUGUUGGCACGGCAAAGUCGAGGCAACAAAGCGGUUGCUUGAGAAGGGAAACUGUAAUCCAAAUCUGCUGAAUGGCCAGCUGAGCUCCCCGUUGCACUUUGCUGCCAGAGGAGGGCAUGCGGAGAUCGUUCAGCUCCUGCUGCAGCACCCGGAGAUCGACCGGCACAUUGAGGAUCAGCAGAAGAGAUCACCUCUCCAGGUGUGUGAGGAAAACAAACAGAAUGAAUGGGAGGAGACGAUGAAACUUCUACAGCAAGCCAGCAGCAAGCCGUAUGAAAAGGUGCGCAUUUACCGCAUGGACGGUUCCUAUCGCUCUGUGGAGCUGAAACAUGGCAACAACACGACUGUGCAGCAGAUAAUGGAGGGCAUGCGGCUCUCCCAGGAAACCCAACAGUACUUCACCAUCUGGAUCUGCUCGGAGAACCUGCACCUGCAGCUGAAGCCGUACCACAAACCCCUGCAGCACCUUCGGAUCUGGACUGAGAUCGUGACGGACCUGACGGUGCUGGAUCCUCAAAGAGAGACACCUCAGCUCUUCCUACGCAGGGAUGUCCGACUGCCUCUGGAAAUAGAGAAAAAGGUGGAGGAUCCGCUGGCCAUCCUCAUCUUAUUCGACGAGGCUCGGCACUGCCUCCUGAAGGGCUUCUUUCCUGCUCCAGACAGCAAACUGAUCACACUUGCUAGCCUCCUCCUGCAGAUCAUCUAUGGCAACUAUGAGAGCAAAAAGCACAAGCAAGGCUUCCUCAAUGAGGAAAACCUGAAAUCAAUUGUACCGAUAUUGAAGGUAAAAAGCAAAGCAUACCAUUGGACCAACAGGAUUCUUCACGAAUACAAAGCCCUGAGCACCAGUGAAGGUGUGAGCAAAGAGAUGCACCAUCUUCAGAGACUCUUCCUGAAGAACUGCUGGGACAUCCCGACCUACGGAGCAGCUUUCUUCACCGGUCAGGUGUACACAAAGGCCAGCGCCAGCAACCACAAAGUCAUCCGCGUUUAUGUCGGGGUCAACACCAAGGGGCUUCACCUCAUGAACAUGGAGACCAAGGUCCUUCUUAUCAGUCUGGAAUACGGCACGUUCAUGUGGCAGCUCGGACACGCUGACCAGUACUUCCAAAUACACAGCGGUGACAACAAAAUGAACUUUAUAGUGCACACAAAACAGGCUGGCCUUAUUGUGAAGCUCUUAAUGAAACUCAGUGGACACAUGACUCCAAAUGAUAAAGCUGUUACAGAUAAAUAUGCCUAUGGCUGAAAAACACAACCAAACCACAUCUGCUAAAGGCCUGGUUUAGUUUCCCGUUGCUGACCAUUAUCUGUCCGUCUUAAUUCUGGAUGGAAAGUCAGUCACUCCACAGAUGCCUCAUUUUGAUAUCUGACAUGACUAAACUUUGUGCAUGUUCGGUGUAAAUAUGUUUGUUAUUUAAUGUUUGUUUUAAUAAACCGAAUGAUG